Messenger RNA from Porites evermanni, 3463 nucleotides. The record is from the annotation of a GenBank genome assembly. Lineage: Eukaryota; Metazoa; Cnidaria; Anthozoa; Scleractinia; Poritidae.
AUGCAAGCUGCCGAGCAAAUACGACAGAAUUCUCUAACAGCUGCUGGAUCUGCAGGAAGUGCGGGAGGGCUUCAGAAUACGGCUGGUACUGCCUGGGAGGAGCACAGAAGAAUUUUUGGUUAUAGGCCGUCAUCUGGGGCAUCGCGGAGCCGGCCGGGUAGUGGAAACAGCAGAGGGAGAGGAAGAAGGCAGCCAGCAGCAUUCUCGCCAUAUUUCCAUCGUAAGAACACGUGGACAAGAGCGUUCGUCUGUCUGGCUUUCAGCGAGCAAAAUGCGCUUCCUUCCACAAGCGAAAGAAUCACCCUUACACUAAACGGUCUUGGCGAGAAAAAGCUACAAUUUCCAUGGAACGGUAAUGCAGCUCAAGUCCACGAGGUAAUAAUCGAUGUGUUUCCUGCCCUCCAAACGGCUGGUGGCUACGAGGUCCUUCGAACUGUCGAUGGCAGGUCAAAGGACCUCAUUUCCAUCCCAACGCCUGCAAGUGGAAUAUCCGUACCAUUUUUGAAGAGCGUGCUGGGUCAAGCCAAAGGCUUUCUGCGGCCUUUACAGAAAGAUAUUGUCAUCCAAGAGGAGUUACCAGAAGGAAAGGCUGCGCCAUGCUCACAGGUUGGUCAAAUACGAUAAGCUUAAUAUAGACCUUGUCACGGGUUUCGAUGCCAUCUUGACGAGUAGGCAAACGCGUGAGAAAUUACAGUGAUUGUAUGAGAAUGUGAUGCCGAAUAAUUUCUGUAGAACGGCUGUUCUGAAAAAAAAUGUGAACUGUAAACUAAAGCUACACUCCUAAGGAUUCUGCUGAAGAAGAUUGAGGGCGUUAAAUGCGCUAGAAGACCUAGAACCACUUUUUAAAAUUUUCUAUACAUUUGUCUGUAAGAAAUUCCUGGGAAAAAUUACAGACAAAUGUAUGGGAAAUCUAAAGCAAUCCUCUGGAGAAAUUUAAGCACAGUUAUGCCCCAAAAAUGUUUGAGUACAAUCCUUUGUUUUCUAGCUUUAGUUUACAAGUCAUAUUUUUUUCGCAACAGCCGUUUUACGUAAAUUAUUUGACAUUAGGUUCUCAUACAAAGACUAUAAUUUCUCACACGCUUUCCUACUCGUCAAGAUGGCGUCGAAAACCGUGACAAGGUCUAUUCUUGUUAUCUUCAGGAUAGGCAUGCAUGGCAAUGGAGGUUGCACAUACAAGAAAACGAGUUUAAUUCCCGUCCCCACAAAAAAAGAACUUGCAUUAAAUGGCUCAUAUCAACCCUUAAAAUAGUUCAAUUUAUGAUUUAUUCACAACAAUUGUUAUUGCAGGAUUAGAGUCUCUGUAAGAGAUCAUCCAAUAUCCAAGUAUCUUUUGUCCGAAAAAGGAUAGCUGGGGCACUAAUUAAGGGAAUUGGUCAAAACUACUGUGCACAGCUCGGCCAGGGCUUACCAUUCUACAUAAAGACUGGUGUUGUCUUUGUUUUACCUAUCCCACCCCCCUUCUCCACCUCAAAAGGUGCUGCCUCAUUUUAAUAGCCCCCUCUCUAUCACUAGUAGGAAAUACUCUAAGUUUAAGAUUCAAAUGUCACUGUGCAGUUUAUCUGACCAUGAAAGUUUCAUGCACACAAGAUAUUUUAGUCUCACAUGAAAAAUUAUAGGCCAAACUUGUAUGUCCGUUGGGUCUUGGUGGUGUCUUAUAUACCCUCCUUACUCUUAGUCAAUGUGGGUCCUCAUCAACUACACUUCACUUUUCUGUCUCAUUUUUCAAUAAUAAUAACAAUAUUAUAGCAGGGAACCCACUUCACCAAAAGGUGCUCUUCAGUAGAGCCUUUUCACCGUUAAGCUCAAUGUUAUUGUUUCGGAGUCUACUUCCAGUAGUUAUAUUAUUUGUAUGAAAAGAGUUGCACAUUGCAUUGUUAACAACUCUAAGUUGACAACAUCUCCUGUGAAUUUAUGUCUUAGACAGAGGAUCAAGACUGCCCCAAGGUGCAGUGCCUUAACUGCCAAAAGUUAUUGUCAAUGAAUGAAGUUAAGGAGCACAAAACAUUAGGCAGUGGUGGACCAUCUACAUCUACAGAUCAGUAUGUAGACAUGUUACUGUUUACAUUGAUUAUGUUAUCUAAGAACACUCUACUCGAUCUGCAUCAUUCUUCAUAUUUCAUUCAGCCUCAUCCAAUAAUAAAUUGCUAAACAUCCUUAAUAGUCAUAUAUGAGAAUAAUAUUACGCUGUUGUGACUCUUCUGGUUAUCCUUUGGUACCCAAUUUAUUAUACAGUAGAAAGCUAAAAGCAAAACAAUCUUAUAUCAAACAGAGCAUAUGCACCCUCUGAUGUAUGAAUAUUUGCCCAUUAUUUUAUUUUUUGUGUACUGAUUUUACAUGGAUGUCAGCAAUGAUAAAUACAGUAAGGAAGCACAAAUACGGUAGUGACCUAGAAAUUUAAUUUAUCAGCAACGUUUGACUUUUUUUCAUGAGGAUAUUUGUCUAGCAUUCUUCAGUACUUGAUAUUUAACAAUUAUUCCUUGCGCCCAAAUGGGCUCCUAGUCAAUAGCAUGGGCUAUUGACUCAGACGCUGUGAGGGUAAGAGGAAUAACUGUUUUAGUAAAAUCCAACUAGUUGAUCAAAAAUAUUGAGAAUAAAAAAAUUUUAGCUAGUUAAAGCUAGACUUUAAUCCUUUUUUGCUGCCAAAAAGCCCGCGCUUUUCACUUCUAGACGGCUAUAACAUAUAGCCUAGUAGUAGCUCAACCAAUCCGAAUGCAGCCCUGAUAAUAGACCACUAGUUGAAUUUUACUAAAAUGCUAUUAUCUGGAUGAGGGGGGCGUAAGGGUUUGCGCUGGUGCAAUUUUACAUAAAUUGUCAUUUUAAAUUGUGUUAUUGCAGUUUUCCCAAACUAAGCGGUUUUCUUAUGUUAUUCUGUGCGGUGUUUAUACAUAUUUCUGUGCGGUUUUGCAGUUUUCGUACCCCUCCCCCCCACAUUGUAAUAUAUCUUGUAUAUACGCCCUGCUCCUUGAUUCAAGAUUAAGAGAAAGUCAUGUGACCUGUGCACUUUAUAACUGUAAAUUUACUUUUUACAUGUACGUGCAGGGAUAAUGGAAAUCAUGAGGUGCAGACUUCAACCAAUCACAAGACAGGUACUUUGUAUAGCUAAUUUUGAUUAUUUUUGAAAUGGUGAUGUUGUCAAAAUAUUGUGGUAUAAACAUGGAACAUCAGCUACCUCUAAAUAAUGGCAUUGACAGUGUUAACAAUACCUGUCAUUUAGAAUUUACUGUAGCCAUACAUUCACAUCAUUGUUUAAUAUUAUAUCAGGUCUACCACCAGAAGGUAAAUGUUCUUUUUGGAAUGUUCAUUGUCGAGAAAAAGGUGAUUUGUUCUUGCCAUUUAUGUCAAUGCCGUCUCUACACUCUCAAAGCUGAAGGCACUUUUCCCAAAUGUACCAUCUACUCAAAUACAAAAUGCACUGGAUGUGGUCAGUGGGGAUGUUAAUAAAGCUGCUGAUAUUCUUCUUUAG